This is a messenger RNA of Nothoprocta perdicaria, 1347 nucleotides long. RefSeq names its product prosaposin-like. The record is from RefSeq and is a predicted model, not a curated record. Bases 1 to 1347 code for a protein of 448 amino acids. Lineage: Eukaryota; Metazoa; Chordata; Aves; Tinamiformes; Tinamidae. Gene Ontology annotation, biological process: sphingolipid metabolic process. Gene Ontology annotation, cellular component: lysosome. The transcript has 12 exons.
AUGGAGAGCGCACGCAGCGCCCUGCUCCUGGCCCUCGCCCUCUGCCUGGGCGCGUACCCAGCGGGCGGCCGGCCGGCGUGCGACGAGCGGCCGCAGGACUGGUGCCGCGACGCGCGGACGGCGGCGCGCUGCGGCGUGCUGGAGCGCUGCUGGCCGCGGCUCCCGGCGAAGGGCGUCCCGUGCCACUUGUGCCAGGUGGUGGUGUCCGUGAUGGGGAAGAUCCUGCAGGACAACUGCACUGAGGACAAGCUCCGCGCCUUCCUGGAGAAGGGCUGCCAGCGCCUGCCCUUCCAGGACUGGUCCACGCGCUGCAAGAAGAUGGUGGACACGGGCAUCCUGGUGCUCACGCAGCUGGGCAAGCAAGUGCUGUCGGACCCCAAGGUGGUGUGCGGUACCAUCAAGCUGUGCCAGCCGCGGCAGCGCCCCGACGGCGCCCUCACGUUCGAGGCGGAGGCGGCAGCGUCGGCGCCCGACGGGGACUUCGCGUGGCCCAACGCCCCCGCGCCGUGCCGGCGCUACGUGGCGGCGUACGCGGAGGUGGCCGCGCGCCUGCUGCAGCACGCGGAGCCGCGGGCGCUGUGCGCGCUGGCAGGGGCCUGCGCGCCGCCGCUGCCGCCGCUCGCCGAGGCCGUGCUGCGCGCGCUGCGCGCCCCCCAUGUGGGCCCGGAGGGCAGCACCGCGCUCUGCGACGUGUGCCAGGCGGCUGUGAAGGCGGCCGAGAGCCUCCUGGAGACCAACGGCACCGAGGCGCAGCUGGUCGACGACAUGGAGAAGGUGUGCGACCUGCUGCCGCGCGGCGUCGUGGGCCAGUGCCGGGACUUCGUGGACUCCUACGGCAAAGCGGUGCUCGUCAUGCUGCUGCAGGCCACCGACCCGCAGGCCGUGUGCGCCCUGCUGCGCUGCUGCCCCAAGGGCGCCGCGGGCGCGGGGCGCGGGGCGGCGGCGCUYGAGCGCCUCUCGGCCGGCGCCUUCUGCAACGUCUGCCAGAUCGUCAUCACCUACUUUGACAACGAGCUGCUCAAGAACGAGACGUUGGCCGAGCUGGGCGACGUGCUCGACCGGGGCUGCGAGCUGCUGCCGCCGCCGCUCACGGGCAAGUGCGAGGCGCUCGUCAUGCAGUACGAGCCGGCGGCCGUGCGGCUCCUCGUGCAGAUGAUGGACCCCACCUUCGUCUGCACCAAACUGCGAGCCUGCGACUCGCCCGAGGAGGAGGACGAUGACGAGGAGGAUGAAGAGCACGGGGGUUCCGACCCCUGCGCCCAGGGCCCCGAGUACUGGUGCCAGAGCGUUGCCACCGCCGCCGCCUGCGACGCCCUCGAGCAUUGCAAGCGGCACGUGUGGGGCUAG